CGCCGGCCGGUCCGGCGCCGGGCCAUGGCGCUGUUGCGGGACGUGUCGCUGCAGGAUCCGCGGGACCGCUUCGAGCUGCUGCAGCGUGUGGGGGCCGGGACCUAUGGCGACGUUUACAAGGCCCGUGACACCAUCACGUCUGAACUGGCAGCGGUGAAGAUCGUCAAGCUAGACCCAGGGGACGACAUCAGCUCUCUUCAGCAGGAAAUCACCAUCCUUCGUGAAUGCCGCCACCCCAAUGUCGUGGCCUACAUCGGCAGCUACCUCAGGAAUGACCGCUUGUGGAUCUGUAUGGAGUUCUGUGGAGGAGGGUCACUGCAGGAGAUUUACCACGCCACUGGGCCCCUGGAAGAACGGCAGAUUGCCUAUGUUUGCCGGGAGGCACUGAAGGGGCUCCACCACCUGCAUUCUCAGGGGAAAAUUCACCGAGACAUUAAGGGUGCCAACCUUCUGCUCACUCUGCAGGGUGAUGUCAAGCUGGCGGACUUUGGGGUGUCAGGCGAGCUGACGGCAUCUGUGGCCAAGAGACGGUCUUUCAUUGGCACUCCAUACUGGAUGGCGCCAGAGGUUGCUGCUGUGGAACGCAAGGGUGGCUACAAUGAGCUAUGUGACGUCUGGGCCCUGGGCAUCACUGCUAUUGAGCUGGGCGAGCUACAGCCACCGCUGUUCCACCUGCACCCCAUGAGGGCCUUGAUGCUCAUGUCGAAAAGCAGCUUCCAACCACCCAAGCUGAGAGACAAGACGCAUUGGUGAGGGCUCCAGCCAAGCCCCCAUAGGACAGAGGCUUGCCAA
Molecule: messenger RNA, 792 nt
Organism: Grammomys surdaster
Lineage: Eukaryota; Metazoa; Chordata; Mammalia; Rodentia; Muridae
Product: mitogen-activated protein kinase kinase kinase kinase 2
Exons: 10
Coding region: 25-753 (242 amino acids)
Biological process (GO): protein phosphorylation
Molecular function (GO): MAP kinase kinase kinase kinase activity; ATP binding
Source: RefSeq, a predicted model, not a curated record